Molecule: messenger RNA, 5767 nt
Organism: Lates calcarifer (barramundi perch)
Lineage: Eukaryota; Metazoa; Chordata; Actinopteri; Centropomidae
Gene: ankrd33aa
Product: ankyrin repeat domain 33Aa
Exons: 4
Coding region: 2258-3610 (450 amino acids)
Molecular function (GO): protein binding
Source: RefSeq, a predicted model, not a curated record
AACAGUUGCAUAUAUUUUUUUCACACCUUUACUCAACCGAUUAGAGAGGCAACAGGGACAGCUCAUAUUCAGGAUUCAGAGGAAAAAGCGUGAACGGAUUGCAGGGUGUUGCUCAGCAGGAAGUGAAGGCCACAAUGACAGAGUAAAAGUAGAAGCUUUCUACGUAUGUGCAGACAGAGAGAGAGAUAGAAGCUUUAUGUGAUUGUGAUCUUCAUUUUUCUACGUAACACAAUGCUGAAACAGAAACAUAUGUUUGUGGGAUUAGAGGAGUUCUAUCUGGCAUUCAAGGAGAGCUUAUCCACAUGAUGCUAUCACUCUAAUAACUUAGCAUUAACAUAUAAUUGUCACCAGGUGCAAAGCUAAUUCUGUGCAAACAAUUAUCUGCGUGAAUUUGUGCCUAGCAUGGGUAUGGUGUAUGCAGGGCCAAGGCAGCUUGAGAAAUGAAACCCUCAAUCCCUCAUUGGAAAGACCUGCCAGUGUUUUCCACUGUUAAUUCAUCACUGAUGCACAGACACAUUAAAGCAAUCAAGUUCUCUCUCGCUCUCAUCUGCAGUUUCUUCAAAUAACUGAGUCUACCCUAUCGUAAGUCUGAGCUGGUUUCAAAAUAUACUCGACAAGAACAAAUCUCAACCAGUUGUGUGUUUUGUUUUUUUUCCAUUUUCUUUGUGCAAGUUGUUGAUUUAUGUACAGAAAAAACACAAAUUGUAAACCACUGGAUACCCCAGUGUACUUGAACAGCAGAGCAGUCCGACACGGUUUAGACACCAUGACAGAUGCUGUCACUUGCCUGGUCGGCCAUUGCUUCCAGCACCAUAUGGCCUUUCUCAACCCAGUACUAUGCCUCUUCCUACUACGCCUUCAUUCACAUUAGCUUCUGCAAAUGUACAGUGUUUCUCAGUCAUUAUUUGUAGUUCAUUUACUCAAGUACAGUUUUAAGAUACUUUUCUUGAGUAUUUCCAUUUUAUACUACCUUAUACUUCCACUCCACUGAAUUUCAGAGGGUCAUAUUGUACUUUCUACACCACUAUAUUUAUUUGACAGCUGUAGUUAGUUAGAAGUUAAUAGUUACAUUUAAGAUGGAGAUUUUACACAGUGAAUAAUAUAACAACACAUUGCUGCUUACACACUGAGGCUUCAGCAUUAAUCAUCCGUGUUAUAUAUAAUAAUAUAUCAGUCAGAGUGAUCAAACCAGUACUUUUAUUUUUAUACUUUAACUAUGUUUGCUGCUAACUUAUGUUCUUUUACUUAAGUGAUAUUUUUCAUGUACUUUAUAUGGAGCAUUUUUGCAUUGCUGUAUUAGUACUUUUGCUUGAGUAAAGGAUCUAAGAGGCUUGCACCUUUUUAUACAUUUUCAACUCACUUAAAUGUGGUGACACUUUGUCGACUCAGAGUCAUAGUAACCCCUCAUUAUCCUCCACUGUUCCAUAAAGGGCAGAGCCAAUGAACAAACAAACUGGCAAAAAGCAUGUUAUACAGGCAGCUUAACUAUCUUGGACAGAUCAGCCGCUCUAACAGGACUGACGUGAGGUGAAGCUCCUCAUCCUCUUUAAGCAUCAUACCAGGUUCUCCCAGGUCACCAGAUCUAUUUAACACGUUAACUUUUCAGGCUGCCAGUGUUUCACUGCUGGUCUCAUAGUCAUACAUGAACUAGAGUAAGGUAUUUAUUUUGAGGAGAAGAAAUCAUACAGGCUAGAUGGCACUAAACAAAAUGCCAAAAUAUUCUCACAAUUUAACACCUUUCACAUUAAGAUGAACAUAUGUUUCUGGAAAUGAAGCAUAGAAUUUUUGUUGAUAUCAGCAACAUGUGGUAACUGAGCACAGCAUUUGUUUACUACCCAUCAAGUUUAUUCUCCCACCACGGUAGCAAGUUUUGCACCCAAAAAAUGGCAUUACAGUUAUCUAAAUAGAAAAUGAGUUCUCCACAGUCUCCACGUUGUUUAUCUUGGCCAGUAGUUGUGUCUGCUGAAAGACAUGCAAACUUUAAUGGUGUUAAGUUUAUCUGUUCAAACACUGUAUAUUCCCCUUUGUGAGAAGUCAUGCCCUUUGCCACACCCCCUUUGGCCACUCUGGACUCAGAGGUAGUUUGUGGCUUUCACGUGGCUUAGGGAAAAAUGGGGGGGAGAAAAAAAUCAAGAAAAUUUGUUCAUUUUGCGUCCAUGAUAAAAAAAAAAACACUUUUUCUAUUCCAGAUGUGGGUGAUGCGCAGUAGACCUGACACACAGCUGUGAUCCCAGGCAGGGUUGGGGGGAGGGGUCCAAUGGCCACUGCAAAUGAUGACCCCCACCUGGGCGCGGGCCCAUCGGAGGACUCCGAGAUGCUCCUGGAUGAUUCAGACUCGGGAAGCGUGCUGUCUGAUGACUCGGUGCUCCCAGAGUAUGAGAGCGAUGAAAAGCAUACGGAGCCAGCUAAAACACUGUACGAGGCCUGUGCCAGGAAUGAUCCUGCAUCCAUGCGCAGGAUCCUGGAGAGAGGAGUCACUAAGGAGGAGGCCAUGGAACUGGACAUCAAUGGCAGGAAUGGACUGAUGUUGGCUGUGGCCAAGGGAUUCGUAGAUAUUGUCACCGUAUUGCAUACGUGUCCAUUUAUAGACAUCAACCACCAAGACAAUGAUGGCAAUACUGCCCUCAUGAUUGCCGCCCAAGCAGGCUUCGUCACCAUUCUGAACUACAUCCUUAACUACUACUCUGAUGUUGACACUGAGGUCAGGGAUCCCCGUGGCUUCACAGCCCUCAUCAAGGCAGGCCUGCAGGGCAGAGAGGAGUGUGUGUCUGCCCUGCUAAUGCAUGGUGCUGAUAUGAAUGCAAUAGAUCUGGUCCAAGGGAGAGGCCUGAAGGAUUGGGUCCUAAGGACGGGGAGGUUUGAGACCCUGAACAGACUACGCCGCCUGCAAGCUCACCCUAUCGCUGAGCACUUCUGCGAAAGCUACAUUCCUGAGUGGCCCGAGCUGAAGCAACUUGUGGAAAAGGCCACCGCUGCCAAAACAGCCAGUCAGAAGCUGAGGCAGCGCUUAAAAGACAGUCUUACUUUCAGCUUCCCUCAGGAUCCCCAAGACAAUGGGGUCAUGGACCAUAUGGUGCGGAUGACGACUAGCAUCCACAGCCCCCUGAUAGCCACUGGCUGCCGUCCACUCUGUCCCACCAGCCCCCCAGAGAUUGGCAAGCGACGGUUUGCCGUUCCUGAACUGCUUGAAAAGCACAGCAGAAAGGAGUUGGAGGAGAGCACAGUAUCUCACAGUAGUGGCUCCAUCACCUCAGCUUCACCUACUGCUGUCUCAGCCACCUCCGUAUCUCUGACCUCCUGCUGCCAGAACUCAGAGCGUAGGGAAAGCAUGCCAUCAGGCGGUGUGAGAAGCUUCAUUCCCCGCAGCAUGGCUCAUAGGAACAGCAUCUUCCCUUCAGGCUGUAUCCCUAAGAUUGAAGUGACAAAAUCUGGGGAGCCCACUCCAAAGAAAGAGAAAAAGAAGAAAAGGCAAAAGGGCUACCUGGAGCCUCCUGUCUGGAAGUACAAGGAAGCCAAGGAGGAGAAAAAAAGAGAGAAGAAGCAAAAGGAACAGGAAAAAGAGCAAGAGAAAAAAACAAAAGGAUCCAAACGUUCAUCAAGCCAAAAAUGAGGCAGUGUUAUCUUUUCCACAGAGAGUUUUACUGAGAUUAUGUCAUGCAUGAGAGAUGAGCAUGUGAUUGCAGUGACUCUGGGGACAGUUUUAACAGAAGGAAAAGAAACAGCACAACAAGGAAGUGAGCUGAUGAUGAUUAAAACCCCCAGAUGGAUUUGAACUUUGGCUUGGGAUGUAAACUGGAGAUAACUGGAGCCACUUGAAUUUGCUAGAUGUGAUUUAAUCUUCAACAUGUUUGGAAAGCUGAAAAUAAUUUUGUUGAAAUAUGCUGACAUGUCAUAGAUUUUUCUGAGGCCAUUUCUUAUUUCAGCUCCAAACUGAUGGACUGGUAUAUGUCUUGUGGAGGUCUGACAUCAUACUGAUUGCAGAAACCUACAAUGUCAUCUUUUCAUUUUGGAAACAUUGUACAUUUGUGAUUUAUCUGUCUGUUGUGUCUUGUGAAGGAUUUCCAAGUAGCAUACCAUCCUGCAAGAUAACCAAAGAAAUAGUGAAAACUGUAUGUAUCCUGUAUGCGAGCAAAUGCCUUCAGCAAAUGGAUUUAUUUUAUAGUUAAUCAAGGACUGUGUGUGAUGUUAAACCAACAAAAUAUAACUUUGCUGAUCAACAGAGUGGUAAGUGGUAAAUAAUUCUGUUGGGCUGCGAGUUUGAGCAGUUUAGCUGUUUUCAUAUAAAGAAAACAAAGCUUAUCAAUCACUUAACUAAACCACUCAAUGAACUGAAACAGGACCAAAAGAUGUAUAUUCCUCAUGAUCCCUGACUUCCAGAGCCAGAAGUGGUAUCGUUGUAAUAAACACACCAAACUCUAUUCAGAAUUCUUGAUAUUUACAAAGUUUCCUUGCUGAAUAUCAGAGAUGAACUUUGGUUUGUAAUGACUUCUAAGUCUUUUUGAUUGAUCUACAAUUCGGCAAUACUCUUGAACUUGCUGGACCUGAUUCAGGCAGUUUAAGCCGCUAACCAUCACUUAGCGCGAACAGGUGUUCGAGGCAUGGACUGGUAAUGACUGAGACACCAUUCUCCAUAUUACAAGUCAAUGUAGCAUCAAAAUGAUUCUGAAGCUGUUAUUUUAAGGUAAAAUAGUUCUAUAGUGUUGCUUUAAACCUUUAAAUUGAAAUAUCUUAAAACUAUGUGUUUUGCUCCUCCACACUACUUGCUCAAAAGGAUGGUCUCAAAAGUUUUUAUGCUUUUUUUCUUUUUUUCCUCUCUGCAAUGGGAGUAAGAGAAUCUAAUCAAACUGACUGACUGACCAGAAUCAGCACAUUGAUUGAGGCCCAAGUGGAGGCAUUGUGUCAAUGGAACAAUCCGUCUUGCACCAUUAUCAAUCGAAGGUACACUCACCUCAGGGGAAAAAACAAUACAUUUUGAUGUGCUUUGCUGAUCACAAUCUGAUGUCCCAAAUGUGGCUAUAGUGAUGUCUGUAGUCCACACCUGUGGUCUCUUUUUAAGUUCAUAAGCUCAUCUACACAUAUGCCCUUUUGACCUGAGAAUAUAAGCUGGUCCAUUUCAACAAUAGUUUUGAGCACAUUUAACUGUCAAAAGCAUGUUUUAUUUCUACAAAGUUGAUCUAACCUUCCUCUUAUGUUACAUGCAGCGCUUGUGGGAUAAUUUUAUUCAGCAGGGUUUUCAUACUUCAGCAGAAGUUCAGCAGUUCAGCAAAGAUUCAGAAACAGGAAGUGAAUCACAUGUAACACUGCAUACUCUUGUGAUCAAAACUGCUCAGUCAAUAGAUAAAUCCUCAAUAUACUUGUUUGCACAUUUUCUGCAGCCCCUUAUACACCCCUACCAAGAUAAAGUUUGGUCUGGCUUCUGUUUUACUGAGUUUUGCAGUCACCAUUUUCAAACACUUUGUUUGACUUCUUAAGGGCUAACCAGUUAUCAGUCCUAAGCAACAUGUAGCAUCUACCAGAUACCUUUAUUAUGUCUUAUUGACAGAAUUUCUAAUACUAUCAUGCUGUGGCACGUGAAUGAUGUGACGACACACAUACAGAAAAAAACAGACCGAAAAAAAGGAACUGAGUCAUAUCUUCUUUCCGUGAUCGUGAGAAAAAGGAAAAAGAAAGUCUGUCAGUGCUUUCUGCAGUACUGUGUUUGACCAGAACUGCUGCUUGUAAAUUUUUUUUUUUUUUUUUUUUUUUUUUUUUUUUUUUUUUUUUGAAA